Coniophora puteana RWD-64-598 SS2 is the source of this 2337-nucleotide messenger RNA. Its product is annotated as cell cycle checkpoint. Bases 1 to 924 code for a protein of 307 amino acids. The record is from RefSeq and is a predicted model, not a curated record. Gene Ontology annotation, biological process: nucleotide-excision repair; double-strand break repair via homologous recombination; mitotic intra-S DNA damage checkpoint signaling. Gene Ontology annotation, cellular component: site of double-strand break; checkpoint clamp complex; nucleolus. NCBI's taxonomy places the organism in Eukaryota, Fungi, Basidiomycota, Agaricomycetes, Boletales, Coniophoraceae. The transcript has 6 exons.
AUGCGCUUCAGAGCCAACAUCGAGAACGUCCCCAUCUUCUACCGCACCAUCCAAGCAGUCGAGAAGCUCCAGAAGAAAUGCAUCAUCAAGUUCACCGAGACGGAGAUGCACAUCAUCUGCAACGACGACGCCAACGAGGGCGGCAUCCAGGUCUGGUCCGUAGUCAAAGUCGACUCCAUCUUCGCCUCCUACCGCAUCCAGUCCAACGCCAACAACCAGAUCACCAUGAUCCUCGCCACCGACGCCCUCCUCCAGGCCCUCCGCUCCUCCUCCACCUCCGCCGCCACGAGCUCCGUCGCAGCAGCCGUCCUGCCGACGUACGACUCGGACGAGGUCGUGAUGAAGCUCGCCAAGAAGCACGACCAGGCCGUGCUCGCGUUCGAGAUGCUCGGCAUAUCGCGCACGGGCCGCAAGAUCCGCGUCGCGCACGACGUGCGGGUGGACGUGAUGAGGCCGUCAGACGUCGACCGGCUGAGGGAGCCGCUGUGUCCUGAGCCUGAUGUCCAUAUCCUCCUCCCGAAUCUCCAAAAACUGCGCACGAUCGUCGAGCGCAUCCGCCCACUCUCGGACAUCAUCGCCAUCCGGGCGAACAACAGCGGCAAGCUGCAGGUCUCCAUCGACACCGACACCGUCAAGCUCGAGACGCAGUGGACCGGGUGUGCGAACCCGCCAAUGGCCCGCGAUGAACUCACCCAAGACGCCGAGGACCCCGCCCACGAACACGACCCAGACGAGCUCUUCUCCGUACACGUCUCCAUCCGCAGCUUCCUCAAGUUCCUCAACAGCCACGUCGUCUCCACGACCACCAUCGCCUGCGUAUGCCAGAACCACUGCGCGAUCCUCUACGUCUACAUCGGCGAGGUCGCCGACGCCGGAGGCGUGCUCACGUACUACAUCCCGACCGUCAUCGACGGGGACGAGUAGCGUCGUGGUUGCGCACCGCUUACCCAGCCUUAGGUAAUAGAUUCCUUGGACCCGCUUCUCCACGCCCCCAAGGCCGACCGAUACUCGGACUACGGCCAAUCUUGACCUCGCAUCUUGACGGAAGCUCCAGCAAGACUCCUUGGCGCGCUUCUGGGACAACACCAGGGCCCUCCGAGCGCUGACGAGGGAGGAAGAGUUUCUUGUGCCAGUUGAAACCCCGUUUGUUGGAUACGAUGGCGAUGUGCAGGUUUUGUCUGGAUAUAUGCCCCCAUGCAAGCGGAACAAGCGAGACAGAGCAGGGAGGGUAUCAUCACUCCCAUCACUUAGCUCCCUCACAAGCGCAAACGCAAAGCGAAAUAGCAAUACCGAAACCAUGUCCCAUACCACAUCUACUAACAAACCGCCAUAUACCAAAAAACCACAAUUUUUGCCCCACUCCCCUCCCGUCACCUCCGCCCGCACCCACGUCCACACCCAAAAGAAAACCAACCCUACACGCUAGAGCCACGCCUCCGCACACACCUUAUCCGGCCUCCGACUAUUCCUCCCCCGACAGUCCCGCUUCCCGCAGUCCUGGCACGCGUUCAAGCAAAACGUCCGCCCGCCCUUGCCUUUACACUCCUGCGAGCCGCACUUGCAGCAGUGCCGUUGCCUUUUCUGCGCGGGCUCCAGAAUCGCCACUUCCGUCGUCGGCCCGCCUGCACCAGCACCAGCACCAGCACCAGCACCUGUACCACCAGCACCGACGGCGUUGCCCGGGUGAAGAAGAGAGCGCGGAGGCGGGUACGGCGGUGGAUGCGCGUGCGCGUGUUGAGGAGACAUGACGUGUGCAUGCUCGACACCAGUCAUCGCCGUCGCUCCAGCAGGCGAAGCCGAAGAGGACGACGGCGCAUCAAGUCCGAACCCAAACGGCCUUUUGAGCGGCGUUACAGCCGAAACCUGCUGCUGCUGCUGCUGCUGCUGCUGGUGCGGAUGCGAAUGCGCAUGCUGCUCCCCAAGCGUCGGCGACGGCACCGCACCCGUGCCCUGCUGCGAAUGGGACUGGUUUUGGGGCUGGGAUGGAUGAGGCGACGCCAUAUGAUGCGGCUGCAGCGGCGAUGUAAAGUACGCAUAGGUAGGACCCGGAGGAGGAGGAGGGACAGGUGUACCGGGGUACGAGAAGACAAAGCCAUUCCCAGGCUGUCCAAACGCAUACUGCAUGCCUCCCGGUGCGGGGUGAGGCGACUGGGCAGGAGCAGGGACGCCCGCAGACGCAGGGGCCGGGGUAGACGAUCCGUCGUGGGGCUGAGGGGUAGAAGUUUGGCCAGGGACAGGGGUGGACGCGGAUGUGGGGAGAUGAGGGGAGAGCGACUGGUGUGGAUUUUGAUUUUGAUGCUGAUUGUUGUGAUUGUGGUUGUGGUUAUUACUUUGAUU